ACGUUCUGGUCCACAUAUGGAACAACUUCUAACCUCCAAAAACACUGCACUGUGUAUUAUUUUAUCAAUUAUUAUAUUAUUAUAAACAGUUAACAGUAAUGUAAAAUUAAAACAUUAGCAAAAUGUUAACAACAAAAACGUUCUUUAGAAAGACUAAAAGUGGAAACAUCUUCAAGAUCUCGAGAGACCAUUACCUCAGGGAUGAUAUCUGGUGUGGUUCAGAGGCCUGUGAGGUCUGCAAAGCCAAGUCCUCAGGAAAACUUCUUGAUGAGAAUAGCCCAGGGGCCAAAAGUACUUUAAUCCAAGGUCCAUACUACCUUCUCCUGGACACAAACAUUGUCCUGGACCAGAUCCACAUCCUCGAGGAGCAAGUGCUGUGCAACGUGGUGAUUCUCCAGACAGUCCUGGAGGAGGUGAAGCACCGAAGCUCAAACGUUUACAAAUCGCUCGCCGACAUAAUCACCAAUCCAAAUCGGAAAUUUUACGUUUUUGUCAAUGAGCAUCGAAGGGAGACUUAUGUGGAACGAGUCAAAGGGGAGACUGCUAAUGAUAGAAACGACAGAGCGAUCAGGGAGGCCACCAAGUGGUACAACAAUCACUUGUUCCACCAGGACACUUCCAAGGGGAUCAAGACGAUUUUGUUAACAGAUGACAAUGAUAAUAAGAAGAAAGCCCUGAAGGAGGGGAUUUUAGCUCUAACGAUGGAGGAGUACGUGGCAUCGCUGGAGAAUGGCAUCACUGAAGGAGUGAGUCUACUCGACAAAUUGAAUAAACGUAAUUAUAUUCUCGAGGGGGGCAGAGGGGGAGGGGAGGCUCUGUUUCCCUGUCAUCUGGCUCCCGCUGAGAUCCACGCAGGCAUCAGCAGCGGAAAGCUCCUCCAGGGCUCAUUCUUUGCUUCGAGGGAGAAUUUCCUGGAGGGAAGUGUGAACGUAGAUGGGAUGGAUAAGUUUGUUCUGGUUCAAGGGAGAGUUGGAUUAAAUAGAGCAGUUGAUGGGGACAUUGUUGCUCUGGAGUUGCUACCAAAAGACGAGUGGACUGUACCUAGUGAUAUAGUACUCCAGGAUGAGGAUGAAGAGGACCCUGGAGAUGUGCUGGAGGAGGAGAAGGAAAUUGUACAAAAGCCAACGAAGGAAGUUGAACGCACACCAACUGGCAAGAUAGUUGGCAUCAUUCGAAGAAAAUGGCGACAGUACUGUGGUAUAUUGCAGCCAAAUGCAAUCAAGGAGAAUGUUAGACAUCUCUUUGUUCCUGCUGAGAGGAAGAUCCCAAAGGUGAGAAUUGAGACGAGACAGGCGGAGAAUCUUUACAAGCAGAGGAUCAUCGUUGCUAUAGACUCAUGGCCGAGGACUUCGAGGUACCCACUGGGGCAUUUUGUCAGGGCUCUUGGCAACGUUGGCGAUAAAGAGACCGAGAAUGAGGUGCUUCUCCUGGAGCACGAUGUACCACACUCUAGAUUCUCGGAUGAGGUUCUCAGUUUUCUUCCUAAACUACCGUGGGUCAUCACAGAGUCGGAUGUUGCUCAAAGGGAGGAUUUACGUGACAUUGAUGUGUGCUCGGUUGAUCCCCCGGGAUGCACAGACAUUGACGAUGCUCUCCACUGCAGAUAUUUACUAAAUGGUAAUAUUGAAGUUGGUGUGCAUAUAGCAGAUGUAUCUCACUUUAUUCGACCUGGUACUGCAUUGGACAAAGAAGCCGCUUCCAGAGCAACUACUGUUUAUCUUGUUGAUAAGAGAAUUGACAUGGUACCAGAAUUGCUCAGUUCAAACUUAUGCUCUCUCCGUGGCAAUGAAGAGAGAUUAGCAUUUUCCUGUAUCUGGGAGAUGGACCACGACGCCAACAUCAUCAAUACUCGUUUUUGUAAAUCAAUAAUUCGUUCUCGCGCUGCAAUGACGUACGAAGAGGCUCAAUUGAAAAUCGAUGAUCCCAACCAGAAUGACGUAAUAGCCAAGUCUCUGAGGGGUCUUAAUACUCUAGCAAAGAAGUUGAAGAAAAGACGACUUGAAAACGGGGCACUUGUAUUAGCGUCUCCCGAGAUACGUUUCCAAGUGGAUAGUGAGACACACGAUCCGAUUGAUGUUGAGGCGAAGAAAAUGAGAGAAACAAAUUCCAUGGUUGAGGAAUUUAUGUUGCUGGCGAAUAUCUCAGUGGCAAAGAAGAUUUUGGACGAAUUUCCGGAGUGUGCAAUGCUUCGAAGACAUCCAGAGCCUCCACAAUCCAACUUUGAGCCCUUGGUGAAGGCUGGAAAGCACCAGGGCUUCGAGAUAAACACUUUAUCUGGAAAGGAACUGGCAAAAUCACUCGAGUCAGCUCACAAAGAGGACAAUCCUUACUUCAAUACAAUGCUAAAGAUUCUGGCAACUCGAUGCAUGAUGCAGGCAGUUUAUUUCAUCAGUGGAAUGCACCAACCAGCUGAAUUCUUCCACUAUGGUUUGGCCUGUCCAAUCUACACCCACUUCACCUCUCCCAUCAGGAGAUACGCCGACAUAAUUGUUCACAGACUCCUCGCUGUUUGCGUGGGUGCUGACGCCACAUAUCCAGAGCUCCUCGAUAAGAAGAAGAGCCAUGCACUUUGUCAUAAUUUGAAUUACAGAAAUAGAAUGGCACAGUACGCUGGAAGAGCUUCUGUUGCUCUUAAUACCCACCUGUUUUUCAGGGAAAAGGUGGAGACUCAGGCUGGCUAUAUCCUGUUUGUGCGAAAGAAUGCACUGCAGAUACUCAUUCCUAAGUAUGGCUUGGAGGGAAUACUCUAUUUGAAUAAGAAAGGACAAGUUUCAACAGUUAAUUUUGUGUAUAAUGAUGAGGAGCACACUCAAACUUGUGGGGAUGUUGUGUUGAAAAGUUUUGAUCCUGUGGAGGUGCAGCUGAGUCUUGAUAGAUCUAAUGUGCAACAUGAAAAACUUGUCUUCAAAUUGGUAAAACCUGAGAUUCCAGGUUUCAGUGUUACUUCAACAAAACCUGAGCUAGCACCAGCCUCUGAUGUCGAAAUGCCAGAGGUAUCAAAGCGCAAAAUUACCGAGCCUGAUGACGCAGAAAGGCCAGGACCAAUCAAGAAGAAAGGACGAAAAAAGAAAAAGAACAGAAAUUGAUCGAUAUAUUCAUUCAAUUAUUAACAGUGAACAGUGAAAAUUUCAUUUCUAACACAUUGUCUAUCAUACUGUUGGUACAUGCCCGAGGGUAAUAAAAAAACCUUUUUGUACA
Molecule: messenger RNA, 3198 nt
Organism: Diachasma alloeum
Lineage: Eukaryota; Metazoa; Arthropoda; Insecta; Hymenoptera; Braconidae
Gene: Dis3
Product: exosome complex exonuclease RRP44
Exons: 6
Coding region: 123-3086 (987 amino acids)
Biological process (GO): rRNA catabolic process
Cellular component (GO): nuclear exosome (RNase complex); cytoplasmic exosome (RNase complex)
Molecular function (GO): endonuclease activity; 3'-5'-RNA exonuclease activity; RNA binding
Source: RefSeq, a predicted model, not a curated record